CGACUGGCCGAAAUCGAGAUGCAAAUUUGCGGGGCGAGCUCGACCUCGAGCGUCGAGGACAACAAUGAGAGAAACCGGGAGAGCAUUAUUUAACGAGAAACAAUGCCGCGAGAGCGCGGCAAGACCAAGAUCGAACGGAUACGCCACUACCUUGUCGAAGCCGCUACUAGGUUUGGGGAUCAGGUAGAGCCGGUCGACGCAAGAAUCCUCAGUGAUACAAAGUCGAUCGGUAGCUUGAGCCAGCACUUGUUCGAGAGCGACGAGGACGAGCGUUACUACGGUACCUGCAACGGAUACGUCUCGCAGCCCGGCAGCAAGUCGAACCUGCUGCUGUGCAGCGAAUGCGAUCAGAAGACGCACACCUGCACCUACCGACCGCAAACGCCCGACACGCACACUGGCAGAUACGUGGAGGAACGUAUUGAUGAUCGGCAUCAAGAACCGGGAACCUCUCGUACCUACAGAAGCCCGGUGAAGCUGUCCUCGCCGCGCUCGUACCAACCGGAUCAAGAUCGCGUGGCGCAGACGCCGCAAUCGGUGCAGAUCACGUCACCUCGAUCCUACCGGAUGCAGGAGCAGCAGCAGCAACGACGCGGAUGGACCGCCAGGGACACGGACGAUCGAGGUGAUGUCGACAGAGACCGCAAGAGCCCGAUCUGCGAGCUCUGCCGAGGUAACGGCUACGUCGUCGUGCACUGCGAGCACUGCGACUUCUCCAGCGAGGGCGAUCUGAUCUGCUUCCGCUGCCAGAGCGACGAGGGCUCGUCCAACGGCCAGGUGUGCCCGCGUUGCGAGCGGGAAGCCGGGUUCACGUCGAGCACCGGCCGAUCCGGCUCCAGCGACGAAGGCAACGGGAAGUACCCGGACUCCGUGGUGAAGAUCCAGGUGAACGAUCGGACGAUCGACGUCGACUCCGAGAGCGAGACCCCCGAGAGCGAGAGCUCGGGCAAUUAUCAUCCUGCGAGGGGCGCAUUGGAGCGACUCGACACCAUCGUCGAGACCAAGGGCGACACUGCCAGCGAGAAUGAUGAGGAAAACGGCGGCAGACGCGGCGGCGGUGGCGGCGGCGGCGGCACGAAGCUCAACGGUACCACUAGCGCGAGAUAUCUCAAUUACAUGAUCGUGCUGUUCCUGUAAAUAAAAGAUGACUUGAGAUAGAUGCAGCCAGACCCGCGGCCCGCUCAGCUUGCUCGACGCGGUGAGAGAGCUCGUAAAUCGUUAGAUCGUUGAACCGGCAAUUUUCUCAAUUAAACCGAUCGUAUCGUAAUCUCUCGGAAAUUAUUUCAAUCGUAAGCAUUAACCGAGCAAAAAAGAUUUUACCCGAGAAAUUUCGGCGCGUCGCUGGCUUUUAUAAUUUCACUUUGACCUCAAGACCAGCGACCAGCGAAAUUGGGACGGCUGGCGCGAUGGCGAAUGCCGAAUCAUUUACGAACCGAUGAUAUUAAUAUCAGGGGGCCGCGGCUCGAGCCGCACUGUAAAUAAACUGCCACUGGAUAUAAUUGAUCCGUAUAAUAUAGGACCGUAUAGAUUAAUUACUAGAUAGCUCGUAAUAGUUAAGAUGCAGAUCAAGCGAGGCGGGAAGAGGGGAAGAGCGAUAGACAGAGAGUGUGUGUGUGUGCGUGUGUGUGUAUCACGUUCAACGCGCGCAGAGUAUUGAGCUGAGAUCCGUGACGCAACGGUCGACACGUUUCGACGCGCGAUUCUUGGGGAGCGGGUGUGUGCAAAGAUUAUAAUUACUCGGAUGCAGAUUGGCCAGCGGGGCUUAUCUCGUUACAGUUACUGGCGAUGCGUCGAUAAUUUGGAUCAAUUCAGAUUUACAUGUCUUGCCGUAAUGUCGAUCCUAACUAGCUUCAAUGUAGACACGAGUGGGCAAGAACAGAACAUAAUUAGGGCAUAACUCGUUAAUUAUUAUUAAAAAUCGAUUUGGAGUAACUUCGAUAUUGUUCGUUUUCUUCGUCAGUGAGUUUUGUUUUUUUUUUGGGGGGGGCGGGUAUAUCAAGAUUUUAAAUCAUUUGUAGGAAUCGUUACUAUUGUUUAAAAUGACCUGGAUUGAAUAAGGUUUACUUUAUUUUAUUUUUUAAAAAUCCUAUUGAAUAGAAUUUUUAAAGAAUAAAAUAAAUCAAAGUGAACCUUAUUCGGUCCAGCUACUUCGGCAAUAAUUUAGAGAGGCGGACAGGCGACAUUGAUCACAAGUAAUUACGAUUCUUGCACAACUCUCUACUAACUCAUGUUCGGGACCAACUAAAGCCAUCACCUACAUCACUGCUUUCGACUUCCGCUUCCACCCGUGAUCAUCGUUUGUUCAUUCGGUCGAAAAAAAAGGGUUAAAAAGAACUCCGGGUAAUCUUUUGUUCCCGACAAAAAUCGGCGGCAUCGUCAUCUCUCAUAGUGUACCGAGACAGUCGAACCGAACAACACUUCAUUGUCCCAUACAGCGAAGAAGGCAGGACAGAAGGACGCGUUUCAGAGACGAUACACGAGCGCGCGAAUCUACUGAAUCUCGUGGAGGAGGAGAAGAUAAGACAAUUUCGUUCGCCUCCCACGUUCGUAACACGCGGCAGCGAUUUUUUUUUUUUUUUAACGUUUAUAAAUUAUGGAGUAGAAUCUUCACUAGACGUAUACGUUUUUUAACGUUCAUCUUCCAACUCCUUGUAAGCAACCCGAUGUAUCUGAAACUAUCCGGCGUGUCGAAAAGAGAAAUCAAACUUGCCAGAGUCGUAUGGAUGAAAAAGACAAAACAAAGAAGGCAAUGAAACAAGUCGGAAAACCGAUUCUCCUUCUUUCUUUUUCUUCUUCAUUAUUUCGAAGAGAACGAAGAAGGUAAUCCGAGCGAUCGCAAAGACAAGCGCACGGCUGAGUGAAUCGGUGCGUUAUCGAAAACGACGAUUGAAACCGGUACGAUUCCGAGGAGCGAUGUAUCAGUUGCCAAUUUCACGAAUAAGCGGGUUGUCUAAGUAUGCUUUUACUUUCGGAAUUUAAACUCGUCGUCGAAGUAACGGCGAUCCAAGGUGAAGAAGAUUAAAAAUCUUACGUGAGGAAGGCACUAGAAACGAUAAAAUUCAGAAAGCAUCUUCGUAUGCCACGAUAAUCAAUUAUAUCGCCAAUUAUAUCGAAAUCAUACCAGUGUCAACCUUUGAGCUCGGGAGCGAUCAGCCCGAGAGGGUGGAAGAGCGACAUAAAUCUCGCGGGACUAGGCUCAUGUCAUCUGUAUAAUAUUCAUCGAAUAAUGAUUACCACGUAAGGUAUUAUCCUUAGGAAGUACCCGGUAAAUUGAUCCCACCGCCCGUGCUGCGAAGUCGCGGUAACCCGAAAAAAUAAAGUACAGCGAGAAACGAAAAGGGAGGGAGAGAAAGGGAACAUCGCGACCGAUAGUUUAGUUCGGAAAACACGUAGCGAUUAAGUGCUCUUACUUCGAAGAAAAAAAAAAGAAAAAAAAAGAAAAUACGAACGCUUCGCGAGGAUUACAGAUGUGCGUCCCGACGCGAUCUCGUCCACUCGAGUUACGGUGCUCUCCGCGGCCGCGAGGGGGAACAUCACUCUACUGCCACGUUGAUUUAGAACACCUCUGUAAAUUUGUUAGCGGAAUUUGUAACACAGUUAGGGCGACACUUCGAUAAACCGUUGAGAUUACCUUUACUCCUGUACCCGCGCGAUCCCGAGGUAGACGAGAUACUCAAGUCUCCCCCGUUUCCGUCUUUGAGAACGAUCAGACUGGAGAAGGUCCGGAGACAAGCGUUCACGCAAGACGCUCGAUAUCGAGGUAAAACGCAUUCGAAAGUGUUAACCCUUUUUUCAAACCUAAUCCUUAGUUAAUGAAUGAAGGUUAUUUCAUCCUUAAUUUCAUCGGCUAAUCAUUAACAUCAGCAAAAAAAUUUUUUAAUUUAUUUAUAGACAUUACGGAGAUCCCGAAAAAUAUAUAUGGUACAAUUAUAAUUAAUCUAUAAAGAUUAAUUAUUAAAUUAAUUUACAAUAUAUUAUUUUAUAAUAAUUAAUGAUUCCUAUAAAACUAUAAUUACUAACAAUAAUGUAUGUUAUAAUCACGUACAGAUUCAAAUGUUAGAAGAAUUGUGACAACCGCAACUCCUUUUGUCGAGUCCAACUUGAUAGAGGACUAUAAAAAUUAAACUCGUAAAUGAAAUGCUUUUGAGAGCAGCGUUUCUAAACAUUUUAUUAUUGAAGUUACAAAAGUUUUGACGCAGUCAAUAAGUAAGAAUCGCCUUUCACUCCGUUGAAGAGAUUUGUUGGCGAGUUUUAUUGUCGAGAGCUAUUCUCAAAAAAAUAUAAUCCUCAAAAGUACAUAGUUUGGCAUUUACAUGAAUUCACGCGUAUUACGACUCAUCCAUUUAAAAGAAACGCUAUGAAUUAAAUGGAUGGGUCAUUUAUUUUCCAAUAGAUACUUCAUAUUACAUAUUAUUAUUCUCUUAAUUUUAUUCUUUCUCUCUCGUUAUCAAAUGUUACUUCCAAGAUUAAAAAAAAAAAAAUAGUAGCGCACAUUGUCCCUCGAUAUCGCGCGUAUUGUCUGAAAUUACGGAUUUGUGACUUGCGAUAACAAAGAAUCGGUCACUGAAUGGCAAUAGCAAUGUAUGUACAGAGAGAGGGAGGCUCGUCAUACGAAGGGAGUGCGUUUAAUCAGCCUUACUUAGACAAUUAUUAUCUACAUUAUUGUACACUAAAUUUAUAUGCGUGUAACGUGAGUGACUUUGCGUACAUUGGUGCGUGUACAUCGGCGUAUCUUAAUUACAUAAAUUACAUCCUUGGCGGUAUGUGCUGUGGACAACGAUAAUCUUACGAGCAACGUGUGAUCGUAACAUAGACACGGUGCGUGUGCGUGUUGUACAUAAGCAAUUAUCAAUUAUUUGCCCUUCGCGGCAUCCGGAAAAAAAAUAGUAUCUUGCGUUUGGAGCUUCAGGAUCCUGCCCCUCGAUGGAAAUCCAAUCAUCUUAACGUUAAUGAUUACCUGUAAAUAGCGUUGUCAGUGCUGUAUAUUUUACGCUGUUUAACUGGCUGUGAUAUUUAUAUGUUCAGAGUUUAAUUGUGAUUAGCGAUAUUCUAUGUUGAUCCUGUUGAGCGUACAAAUUGCGUGUCCCCCUCAUACGUUUUAUCGAUUCGAUCGAUUGUAAGCAUUCGUGGAAUCAGAAUAUACAAUCCACUACAUCGUUUGCUGAGUUUGCAGAUUGUCACCAAUUUGUUUUUUUUUUCUGACAAUUUUCAAAGCAAUGCGCGCGACGACUGUUGAUAAUUUACUCAAAUUCAAUUAACUGCAGUUCUCAAUGAUUUAUAUAUUAUGAUAAUUACUCUCGUUAUUAUUUUAUCAUCGUUAUCAUUAGCAUCAUCGGAAACACAGAUACUCAUAGCAUGACGUACUUGUUAAAUUCAUUAGCCCAGAUACACGAUUUACGAUUUAUGUGCCACAGUUCGAAGAGCGCGCCUGAAUUAAUCGAUUUUCAAACUGAACGAUAAUCACGCGUUGCUCCGCGAGUCGUUUAAACCGAACGAAACCAGUUGUAAGGAAAAUUGUAAAAUAACUUUCAAGAGCUAGCGCGAUACACUUAUUACGGUUCGGUAUACAAUUAACGAACUUACGCGAUCGAUAUCAAUUAUCAAUGAUCAAUCGGAUCAUCUUCUCUAUCAUAAUAACAUUUCCGCAUGACUGUUUGCGCGAUAUUGAGUUUAUUGAAAUAUUUAUCGGUGUUACGAGCAAAAGGCGUAGAUGUGUGUACAGAGAGGGAAACGUCAUCGGAGAUUUACAUAGUCGUAACGGCUGAGGUUCGUUACGAAGAAGAUGAGAAAAACUUGUUUAACGAUUGACCACUCGACGCAUCCAUUGUGCGGUUGACUCGUGUCUCUUUUUCUCUCAUAAUUCGUGUGCACGUCCCAUUGCCUAAUUACAUUUAACGAUCGAACGUCACGUCUCCAACGUCCAUGACCUUAAUUUUAAUGACGAAAAGUCCAACCUUCCCUUAGAAGAAAAAAAAAGAGUCAUAUCGAUCAUCGAGGAGAAGAUUUCGCGUGACGUUUUCGAUAAUUAUGCGUACAGUCGCGUGAUGUGCAUGUGUUGUUCGUCAACUUUUUAUAAGGCCAAAUUUACAAAUUUUGCAUAUAUUUAAAUAGAGAGACACAUUUAUGUAGUCGGAUACGUACGACAGCCAGAUUUUCAGAUAAUCGCUAUGUGGAAAGUGUCAAUAAGAUUUCUGGUCAUUUUGUGGAUCUUGUCAAGUCAACCUUUGACCACGUAUUAACGUAGUGCCAAGUUUUGCAACGGUCUUCCUUUGCACACGGCGUAAUGUGAACGACACGAUGUAAAAAUCGCGAACGCGUAAGGUAAAUAAAAAAAUCAGUAAAAUAUGCAGCGAACGUACAAAUAUCGAGGAGAGUUGCACGCGCGCAUCAUGUGUGCCAAAAACACAAUCCGAAGGCGUCGCGAGAGAUCGCGAGAGAUCGCGAUAGAUCUAACGUUUCUUUUUAAAUCGCGUAAAUCCCAAGCAGUAUAGGUGAUUGUUAUAAAUUCAGAAAGGAUGCACCUUUCCCAAUUCUUUACAGAUUAGCAUAAUAUGCUGCAAAAGAACUCAAAAACAAUUCCUUUUGCUGCAAAUUCUUAUCCAGUAUAAAGAGAAUUCCUUUUGCAUCUAAAAAGAAGUUUACAGAAUUGGUGACGCAAGGAUGAAUUUUUUUAAGAGCGCUUUUAAAAGAGGAAUAAAAAAAGAAUUUACUUUGAGAAUUCAAAAAGAAUUCUUUUUAGAUUGUCUUUACUAUCGGUUUUUCUUAAAAAAGAAUGAACACGGUGACGAACGGUCAUAAUUGUAAUUGUCGCGCUCUUCCAUUAGAACAAAGCCGAUUAUGUCAGCAUUAACUCCACAAAGUGAUCCAGAAACGAUAAUAAUCGGUUUGCCUUUAAUACUAUAUUGCUAUUGUGCAUGCAACGGAAUCCUUAAUGCUUAUACGAUUACGCUAUUCAAUAUCGGAUGGCAGGAGUAUAAUAUGCAAAGAUAUAUUAUUGACAUUCGAGCAUACUUUUACAUAAAAAAAGAAACCUCUCCAUUUCUCGUAUCUUGAAAAUUUUCGUUUUUACAGCAAUAGAGAUGCAAAGAUGUAAUUUUAAAGCGCAAAUUUUAAAUAUAUACAAUAGGUUUUAGAACGUCGUUGUUCCGUCAUGACAUUUGAGAAUUCGCGAUGAAACACAUACUAAAUUUAGAGAGAGAGAGACGUUGGACAGGAUAAUACGCAUAUGUGUGUGUAUGUGUGUAAGUGAUAUUAGAUGAAUCGCGUAGGAAAAAUUGUAUCUCAAAUGUGAUUUUUUUCGUAUAGAUCGAAGAGAAGAAAUUUUUUUUUAGAAGAUAGGAAGUUUACAACGGAUUCAGCGACGUUUAAUCCUAUCAGAUCAGAACUAUAUAUCUAAUUGUAGAAAAAUUAGUUCAUCGCGACAUAUGUGCGAAAACAGGAUGAGAGAUACAACGAACGUUUUAAUUUUCUCCAAGUCUUCACAAUUGUGCACAAUCGGUUUCGAAAAUCGCAUAUAGACUUCUCUCUUCAUCGUGCAAAAAUAUUCAGUAUUUGUAAUUUAUGAUUUAAUAUCGCUCUGUAAAUGUGGAAUAGUCAAAGAUUUGUAUAUCAUGAUUUUUCAUGCAAAUUUGCAAAUACCACUAUCGAGUUACUUCUAUCUGUGCGACGUUCUAGACAUUUCUGAAUAACGAUGAAUAUUUUAUAUAUAAAACGGUCAUGUGUGUAAAAUCUAGUAGAGUUCAAGCUUUCGAAUUUUAGCGAACCAGAUAAGUCUAAAGGGCGUCUAAGGAAACCUUAAAAAAAAAAAAGAGUCAUUUGAACGAGACGUCUUUAGAGACAAUUGUAUUCCGCCUUGAAAGAGAUGUUCUUCAUUUUUGCAUGAAUUAGCCUCGUCCUCGUACUCAACGUGACCAAUGUAUCCAUAUGGCACAGCUAGAUAUGAUUUCUUUAUACGCGCGAAUCGCUCUCGAGGAGGAGUAACUUCUGCCAUGCAUUUCUUCCGCAUUUUUGUCAUUUCGCUACCUCGAUCACACACGUCACGGCGCUUAGCAUUAAAUGAUCUAUCCGAUAUUACAUAACAUGAAACAAGGGGAGGGGCGAGUCUCUCGAUAAGGCUCUUAAAGAAUGGUUACUCAGGAACAAAGUUAUAAUGUAAUAACAGUUGCGAUAUUGAAUAUUAACAUUUAACGAACGACCUUUUGUAAAUAUGAAUAUAACAAAUAUAAAGAUACACGAUUGUGCAUAUAUAUACAUAUAUAUGUAUAUGUAUGUAUAUAUACAUAUACAUAUGUAUAUACAAGAAACUUGUACAGGGUGAUUCGGAAUAGGCCGCCAAUAAGUUUGUAGCGUCAUCAUUUGAUCUUUUAUGCACCGUAAAAAAUUAAUUAUACUGGAAGUAUACUUAUUCCUUACAUCCUCAAUAUAUUAUCGAACUAGAAAACGUCUCCAAUUUUUUUUUUUAACAUCGAUAUCGCACUUACGACAAAUCUGAAUUGUCCUGUACAACAUUACGAUCGCCCAAUAAGAGAUGACAAGCCUGAUAGAAACGCGUACGUAUAUCUGCGUAAGAGAAAGACAGAAAAACAAGACAAGAGAGAUUGCACGUAUACGUGUGUGCGUGCGUGCGUGCGUGCGUGUGUAUGUGGAUGCGCGAAACGUGUGAAAAAAAAAAGAAAAAUCACGUGUAAACCUGUAUGUGUGUACGAGAUCGGAGCGAGAAUUUAUUUCCAUUAACGGAAAACUGAUAAGAAUGUCGACGAUAUACCUGUCGACGAUCAUCUAUGUCGAAAGAUAAGACAACACCAAAAAGAAUAGGGAAGAAAGAGGGAAAGAGGAUCGAAGGAAGGAAGGAAGCAGAGAGAUGGAGAGGCGGUGAAUUCGGGAUUUUGGGAGAUACCGUAAAGAUGCAUUCGCGAGUGCGAUCAGCGAUUAACCCUUUGACCGCCGAUUUACGAGGAUGUCAAUUGAUUUCUUGCGCGUUACGGUGCGCCAUUCUGAAAACGAUCGAUAGAAGCGUCCAGCUGCAGGCGAGGCAAGGGAUGAGGUAAUGAUCGGUGGUCAAAGUGUCACGACCGCGCAUCGAAAUCGAUUUAGCUUCAACGAGGCUGCGGUCCUACGACUGAUGCCGUAGACACGCGGAAGUAAGCUUAGUGACUUCGAAUGAUGAUAGGAAUCACCAAUGAGGUCUGCUUCUCCGUGACUACGAGACCAAAAAUCAAACUCGCUGAAGUUCUAACGGUUUCGAAUCCUUCGGAGCGAGAUGCCGGAUGAGAGAGAGAAAGAGAAAAAGAGAGAGAAUUUGUGUGUUUGUGUGAGAGUGAAAGAAAAAGACUCGGAUAUAGAGCGUGAAACGUUCCAGCAAUAUUGCAGCAACGUUGCUGCAAUAUCGUUUGAAUGUUUCACGCUGUCUGGGGAGAGAGGAAAUUACUGAUCCUUCGGUCAGGAUGCACGACCGCGUGUGCGUAUUCCGCGUUGCGUACGUGCAUGAUUGUACACGCGCGUUUUUGUCCAUUUCUACACGUAUAUCUGUUCUCUCCUACGACGAUAGAAGGUUAUUUUUAAAUUUUCGAAACUUAGCUGUGCCGCAAGAGCGUGCGAGUGUCAGUACGAUCGGAUGUCAGUAGGAAUCCUGAAAUAUAAAUAGACGAUUGAAGUGGACCGCA
This is a messenger RNA of Solenopsis invicta (red fire ant), 9662 nucleotides long. RefSeq lists its product as uncharacterized. The record is from RefSeq and is a predicted model, not a curated record. Bases 103 to 1137 code for a protein of 344 amino acids. Lineage: Eukaryota; Metazoa; Arthropoda; Insecta; Hymenoptera; Formicidae. The transcript is spliced from 3 exons.